GUGAGGUGGCAAAGAUUUGGACUUAUCACUGCGUAUCCGAUAUUAUUGUGUUUCAGAUUAAAAAAAUUCAAAUAUCGUCUAUAUCAUCAUGGGUAAUGAGGUUACCAAGCUCUCCCCGGAGGAGUUGAAGAAUCGGCAGAUUCAGAAAGUCGAUAUGGAGAUGAGCAGAAAGAUGCAGAAGGGUAGUAGAUACAAUAUGAAGGUACUUUUGAAGGGUGAUCGUAAUUCAGGAAAAACCAUGUUGUUCAGAAGACUUCAAGGGCAACCAUUUAGUGAAGCCUACAUUCCUUCAACCGCAAUUUCUACAGCUCAUGUUCAUUGGAAUUACAAGGCCAGUGAUGAUACAGUAGUAGUUGAAGUUUGGGAUGUUGUUGACAAGGGAAAGUUGAAUGGUAUCACAAAUUAUGAGGAUGCUGUAAUUGAUGAAGAAGAUAAUCAACCAACUCCAGAACAACUUCAACUCAAAGCUCAAGCAAUGGCUAAAUCAACAGAGUAUGAAGUGGAACAAUUGAAAAAGAAAACUAGUUCACCAGCUGUAACAAAUUCACCAAAUUUUGGAGAUCAUCAAUUGACUGUUAUUGAUGCCAAUAUUGUAGAUGUUUACAAACAUUGUAAUGCUGUAUUAUUAGUCUUUGAUAUUACCAAACCUUGGACAUGGGAAUAUGUAAAGAAUGAAAUUGAGAACAAAGUUCCAGAAGGUGUUGAAAUUGCUGUCAUUGCAAAUUGUAAAGAUUUGGAAAAUAAGAGAGUUGUUACACAAAAUGAAGUUACUGAAUUUUGUGCUAGAAGAGGAGUUUUCAUCAUUGAAUGCAGUGGCUUGAAUUGUUAUGGAUUGAAGGAGAUUUACACUUGGUUAAACAUUCCAUUCUUAAAACUCAAAAUUGACAUUACAAAGAAGCAAUUGAAUAUUUUGGAAGAGGAAUUACAAUUCGGAAAGGAAGAAGUGGAUCUCUACUUGAAAACAUCCAAUUAUGCCAAUCACUUGCAAUCUCUCAAAGAAAAGAAGAAGGCAACCAGUGGGUUCACAGAAGAACUUGCCAAUCGUAAGGUAGCUGUUAAGAGACCAACAUUGCCACCAUCUACACCACCUCCUUCAACCAAUCACACUGCUCUCCCACAAGCAUCUCAAGUUCACAGACCACCAACCACAACAACUGUUCAACACAAUACUCCAGAUGCCACCUCUAUUCCACAUCAUCAACCUCAACCACAAACUCAAUCACCUGUUCCACCACAAGUCAGAUCUGCUCAACCAACCACUCCACAAUCUGCUACACCUACUCCAAAAACAAAUUCAGGUGGAGGAGGUUUCUUCUCUGCAGCUCUCUCUUACUUUGGCGGAUCUAGUAAGGAAACACCAAAACCUCAACCUCCAAAGGCUGUCCUUCAACCAGUUAUUACUGAAAGUAAGGAAAAGGUUGACAUUAAUAAUUUCUAUGCUGGAAAUGAUGAUGAAGAUGCUUUCUAUUCUGACGAAGGUGAACAAUAUGCAAGCACCAAUGUCACUACAAGUAGAUCUAUGGAAGAUGAAGAGGAUUCUCCAUCAACAAAACCUAAAAAGAAAACUACUAAGAAGUCAACAAAAUCUAAAAAGUCAACCAAGAAAUCAAAGAAGGUUGAAAGUGAAGAUGAAGAGGAAGAAGAGGACGAAGAUUUCAGAGAUAGACCAAUGAUUGACCAAUCUGUUAAUGAAUCUAUGGAAGAAUUAUAUGUUCCUGUAUCCAAACAAUCAUUCAAAAAGUCAGUUUUGGCUGCCACUACUAGCAGUCCUAGUCCAAAGGAAACUCCAAAACCUGAACCAGUUAUUGUCAAGAAGGAAAUCCCAACUCUUUCAAAGGAAGAAAUUGCUGUAGAGGAUGAUAACGGUUUCUACAGUGAAGAGGAAGAAACCAAAGUGGAGGAAGAAGACACUUAUGAAGAUGCUUUUGCCACCACUACUGACACUAACACUGCACCAGUUACAACUCAAGAAGAUGAAGAAGAAAACUUUUAUGGAGAUGAAAUUAAGGAAACCUCAAUGGAUAUUGUCCCAGAAACUAAUGAAUCAUUCUACGAUGACGAAGAAGAAAAGGUACAAGAAGAACCAGUUGAACCUCCAAAGCCAGCCAUUGUCUCUUCUCCAGUUGUUCAAGUUGAAGAACAAAAGCCUGAAGAACCAAAGCAAUCAAUCUUCUCCCAAAGAUCCUACUAUGAAGAGGAAGAAGAAAAGCCAAAGAAGAAAAAGUCCACUAAAAAGGCAUCAACCAAGAAAUCAUCUGCUGAAACUUCUGAAGAAAAACCAAAGAAGAAAAAGAAGAAACCAAAAGCACCAGCUGCAGAAGAGAGCCAGCCAUCUGUUCCAACUGGCUAUGAAGAAAUAUAAAGUUUCAAUAAAUUAUUGAUAGAACAAACUUGAGUAAUAAUACUUGAGAGUUCUUUGAUUACAAAA
Naegleria gruberi is the source of this 2428-nucleotide messenger RNA. RefSeq lists its product as uncharacterized. Gene Ontology annotation, molecular function: GTP binding; GTPase activity. The transcript is spliced from 2 exons. The coding region runs from base 89 to 2362 and encodes 757 amino acids. Gene Ontology annotation, cellular component: cytosol; nucleus. The record is from RefSeq and is a predicted model, not a curated record. Lineage: Eukaryota; Heterolobosea; Eutetramitea; Acrasida; Naegleriidae.